Ophidiomyces ophidiicola is the source of this 1935-nucleotide messenger RNA. RefSeq names its product chromatin assembly factor-I (CAF-I) p90 subunit (gene RLF2). Gene Ontology annotation, biological process: nucleosome assembly. Gene Ontology annotation, cellular component: CAF-1 complex; nucleus. NCBI's taxonomy places the organism in Eukaryota, Fungi, Ascomycota, Eurotiomycetes, Onygenales, Onygenaceae. The record is from RefSeq and is a predicted model, not a curated record. Bases 1 to 1935 code for a protein of 644 amino acids. The transcript has 4 exons.
AUGGAAGUCGAGGCCCAGCAAGAGAUCUCCGAUAAGUCGCAUUGCGUUCGACCGCCGUCGCCUAGAAAAAGAUCGUUCGAUGAAGCGAACGGCUCUGAUCUGGCCCACAAUACCCUGCCUGUCACUGCUGGCGUAACCAGCUCUAUCACCUCCUCGGCUUGUCACAUAGAAAGCAAUCGCCAAAAAGCUGAAUAUGCUAGUGCCAGCAUGGCUCCGCAAUGCGUGACGCAGACCAAUACGCCAGCCCCUACGGCCGAGCUUCCUAUCCUACCCCCGCAUGAAGCUGAUGCCUCGCUACCCUCCACCCAAAACGUAAACACCCAGUCAAAUACUGCCCCCACACCUGCGCCAACGAACGUCCCCAAUAAAAAACGGAAACUGACUGCUGCUGAGAAAGAAUUGAAAAUACAAGAAAAGGAAGAAGCACGGAAGGCAUUGGAGGAGGAAAAGAAGAAAAGGGAGGAGGAGAAGGAAGAAGAGAAGCGGAAACGUGAGGAACUAAAGAAAAAGAAGGAGGAGGAAAAGGAGGAAGAGAGAAAGAAGCGAGAAGAGGAGAAGAGGAAGAGGGAGGAGAAGAAGAAGCAGAAGGAAGAAGAACGCUUGGCCCGUGAGGAAGAGAAGAAAAAGAAGGAGAGGUCUCAAAUGCGACUGAAUGCCUUCUUCGCAAAACCUCCGAUACCUAAUUCUUCAAAAACUCCCUCCGGCCCUGGUGCUCCCUCUCAAACUGCUUCCCACCGCAACCCCGAAACUGGUGUUUCCAGCGACUCCAAUACCCCAAAGACUUUAUCAGAUUUCGAAAACGAAUUCCCUCCAUUUUUCAUCCAAUCUCACGUAACAUUUGCUAGCACCCAUCGCUUCCAGCGAGACCCGGAAGCAAUACAGCAUGCAUAUGAGAAGAUAGAUACCCGGCUAAAAAACGAGGGCAAUCAAGAGGAUAAUGUUAUGGCAUUCAAGCCUUCCGAGUUAUUCAAGAUGAUACCAUACUCGCGCCGCUACCGCAGAACAAAUCUCCCGACGGUUAGGGAGAUUGUUGCCCGGAUCCAGGAUGCAGACACCAAUCCAGACGCUGUUAUAGAUCUGACUAGGGACGACUACUCGGCGUCAAAAUCGUUUCAGGCCCAAGAUCUACUUAAGAAUAUUCCCAUGAAAAUCCUACAAUUUAGGGAAGAUGUGCGGCCACCGUACCGGGGAACGUUCUCGAAACGGCUUCCACGCAACAGCGCCUACAAGCUCUGCCGCAACCCCUUUUCCAGGAUCCUUCCCGACUGUGACUAUGACUACGACUCCGAGGCGGAAUGGGAGGAGCCGGAAGAAGGAGAAGAUCUGAACUCGGAGGGCGAAGAGGAUGUCAGUGACGAUGACGAGGAAGACAUGGCUGAUUUCCUGGACGAUGGGGAGGAUGAGCUGGGGAAGAGGAAAAUGAUAGUGGGUAACCUGGAGCCUAUCUGCACAGGGCUGUGCUGGGCUAGUGAGGGUGCUACGAGUGAGCUUCUUAAAUCACACAGGAUGGAGAUAUUGUCAGAAACGUUCUCGUUCCCAAUCGACCCAUUCUCCGACAUAUACUGGAAGAAAACAACGACAGCUCUCCCGAAAGAUCCCAAUACGUCCACCGAUAGUUCGAAUUCCAGCAACAAGACUUUCCUCGCACCUCCAUCUGGUGUCCGCCCCCUAUCAGCUGCAUCCGCCAUGGGUCUCCGUCCCAAUGGCGCUGUCCUAUCAGCAACUGGACAAAAGAGCCGUGCUCAGUUUCCACAGGAGCUUCUCACAGACUUCAAACAGGCUGUUUCUGGUAGCGAUUUGACGAAAGCGGGCUUGAUUGAGAUUCUAAAGAAACGAUUCCCCAAAGUUUCCAAAGAAGUGAUCAAAGAGACCCUCACGGCCGUCGCUGUACGACAGGGCCAGAAAGAAGUUGACAAGAGAUGGGUAUUAAAAUAA